Loxodonta africana (African savanna elephant) is the source of this 961-nucleotide messenger RNA. RefSeq names its product olfactory receptor 13G1. The record is from RefSeq and is a predicted model, not a curated record. The transcript has a single exon. Gene Ontology annotation, cellular component: membrane. Gene Ontology annotation, biological process: G protein-coupled receptor signaling pathway. Lineage: Eukaryota; Metazoa; Chordata; Mammalia; Proboscidea; Elephantidae. Gene Ontology annotation, molecular function: G protein-coupled receptor activity; odorant binding; olfactory receptor activity. The coding region runs from base 47 to 961 and encodes 304 amino acids.
CGUCAUUCAACCAGCGCAACGUCAGUCAUUUAAUCGCCAAAGCAGGAUGAACCACAGCAUAGUGACUGAGUUUAUAAUUUUGGGCCUCAGCAGAAAUCCUGAACUCCAGGGAGUUCUCUUUGUCAUCUUUCUCUUCAUCUAUCUUGUGGCUUUUCUUGGCAAUAUGCUCAUUGUGGUUGCCAUAAUUUAUAACACCACCUUGCAUACCCCCAUGUAUGUCUUCCUUCUGGCACCGGCAAUCGUGGACAUCAUCUGCACAACAAGCAUCAUACCCAAAAUGCUGUGGACCACACUCACGUCAGAGGAGAUCAUCUCAUAUGGUGGCUGCAUGUCCCAGCUCUUCUUCUUCACAUGGUCCCUUGGGGCUGAGAUGGUUCUGUUCACCACCAUGGCCUACGACCGCUAUGUGGCCAUCUGCUUCCCUCUUCGCUGUACCACUAUUAUGAACCAUCAUAUGUGUGUGGCCUUGCUCAGCAUUGUCAUGGCUAUUGCAGUGACCAGUUCCUUGGUGCACAUGGGUCUCAUCCUGAAGCUCACCUUCUGUGGCCCCCAUACCAUUGGCCACUUCCUCUGUGAGACACCUCCCCUUCUAGCUUUGUCCUGCAGUCCCGUGAGAGUCAACGAGCUGAUGGUGUAUGUUGCUGACGACAUCCUUGCCGUUGGUGACUUUAUUCUCACCUUCAUCUCCUAUGGUUUUAUUAUUGCUGCUAUUCUCAAAAUCCGCACAGCAGAAGGCAAGAAGAAGGCCUUUUCAACAUGCUCAUCCCACCUCAUCGUGGUUUCCCUCUACUAUUCCCCUGUAAUCUACACCUAUAUCCACCCUGCUACCAGCUACACAUUUGACAAGGACAAGGUGGUAGCUGCACUCUAUACUAUUGUGACCCCCACAUUAAAUCUGAUUGUGUAUAGUUUCCAGAACAAGGAGAUGCAGGUGGGAAUUAAGAAAGUGUUUCUUCUCUGA